This is a messenger RNA of Pygocentrus nattereri (red-bellied piranha), 3491 nucleotides long. It is a transcript of the gene prickle1b, whose product is annotated as prickle homolog 1b. Gene Ontology annotation, molecular function: zinc ion binding. The transcript is spliced from 8 exons. The record is from RefSeq and is a predicted model, not a curated record. Lineage: Eukaryota; Metazoa; Chordata; Actinopteri; Characiformes; Serrasalmidae. The coding region runs from base 281 to 2851 and encodes 856 amino acids.
AAUAGGCAGAGAGGAUCGUCAAUGUGUUUUUAACGGCAGCGCACGCUGCGCCUUCGCCUGUGGAGCUGAGCGCAGCGGCGGGUUAAGCUCUCCUGCAGCGGGGACUCGGACCCUCACGGUGGGCGCUCAUGGUGGGCGCUUUGUCUGGAUUCUGACUGCUGUUUUUCUUGCUUUGUUGGACGGCCGGGGUCAAGCCGAUGACACGCUGUGAUUAUUUUCUAGCUUCAGAGGAAAAUCAGCGGCUGUGGGUUCGCACUGAACUUAACGCUGCCCCCAUCUCAUGAGUCUGGAGUCUGCAUCUGUGUUCCGGCCUCUUGCCAGGACAUUGGACAUGGAACCGCGAGGAGCCAAGAUAGCGCUGGGUUUCCAGAGGAGUUCCACUUCUGACGAUGACUCUGGCUGUGCUCUGGAGGAAUACACAUGGGUCCCUCCUUGUCUGAGACCUGACCAGGUCCAGCUCUACUUUUCCUGCUUGCCAGAAGAGAAGAUACCCUAUGUUAACAGCCCUGGAGAGAAACACAGGAUCAGACAGCUCUUGUAUCAGCUUCCUCCUCAUGACAAUGAGAUCCGAUAUUGCCAGUCUCUCAAUGAGGAAGAGAGGAGGGAGCUGCACAUGUUCAGCAUGCAGAGGAAGAAAGAAGCGCUGGGCAGGGGAACUCCCAAACUUCUACCGAGAGCUCUGCAGCACACCAUUUGUGAACAUUGUAAAGAAGGCAUCAAUGGGGGAGAGAUCGCUGUAUUUGCCUCGAGGGCUGGCUCUGGGCCUUGCUGGCACCCAGCAUGCUUCAGCUGUUCCACCUGCCAUGAGCUUCUGGUUGACCUCAUCUACUUCUACCAUAAUGGCAAGAUCUACUGUGGAAGGCAUCACGCUGAGCUGUUGAAGCCAAGAUGUUCAGCUUGUGAUGAGAUCAUCUUUGCUGAUGAGUGCACGGAGGCUGAAGGUCGUCACUGGCACAUGAAUCACUUCUCUUGUUUUGAGUGCGAGACUGUUUUGGGUGGACAGAGGUAUAUUAUGAAGGAUGGCCGUCCCUUCUGCUGUGGCUGCUUUGAGUCCCUAUAUGCAGAAUAUUGUGAGGCCUGUGGGGAAAACAUUGGAGUAGACCACGCUCAGAUGACGUAUGAGGGUGUGCACUGGCAUGCCAAUGACAAGUGCUUUUGCUGUGCCCAGUGCAAGACCUCUCUCCUUGGUUGCCCUUUCCUUCCGAAGGAUGGACGGAUCUACUGCUCCAAGGCCUGCAGCCUCGGUGAAGAUAUCCAUGCAUCCGACUCAUCAGAUUCUGCCUUCCAGUCUGCCAGGUCACGGGAGUCCCAACGUAGUGUGAGAAUGGGAAAGAGUAGCCGGCCUGUAGGAUGGUACAAGCAGACACAGCUCUAUGCACCUACACCAGAAUAUAGAAACCAAAGUCUUUGUGAUGACAGUUCUGAGACCAUGUGUCACCAGAUAGAGCGCCUCAACUUUUCAGAGGAUAGCUUUUGGAGGGAAAGAGAGGAGCAGGAACCUGCAGAGGAUCCUUUGGAGGAGUGGGCCGAGCAUGAGGACUAUAUGACGCAACUGCUGUUGAAGUUUGGAGACCGUGGAGUCUUCCAGCAGGCAGAGGACACCAGGCAGGAGAAAUGGAUGCUGACAGACUCUGACCCCAGCAGGGCCAAGCAAGACAUGAAGAUGGGAGGCCAUAAUCUGGCCAGUAAAAUACAUCACACAGAUACAUACUGGACCCAGUCUCAGGAUGGUCUUGGAGACUCUGCCUAUGGGAGUCACCCAGGACCAGCCAGUGCCAGGAAGAUCCAGGAACUGGAGCUAGACCAAGGAGCAGGGGCUGGUUUUUGGUCAAAGCCUAGACAGUGGUACGAUGACUCUUUGGAGUGCAUUACUGAUGAACUGAGAAAGGCUGAGCAGAAUGUAGGUGACUCCAUGGACUCACUAGCCCUCUCAAAUAUCACAGGUGCCUCGGUGGACAGAGAGAUCAAAGACAGACAGACCACCUACUCCCUACAAAGCACUGGUCAACAGGAAGUGGAGGAGUGCGAUAAAAUGAGCAAUAUGGGCACGCUUAAUUCCUCCAUGCUACACAGGAGUGCCAACUCCUUAAAGAGCCUAAACUCUUUGUUGGACAAUGAGGAGAUGGUAGGAGAAGAUGAAAUAGAGCAGGAGGAGGAAGAGGAGCUUCCAGCCCAUCUCACAGAGGAACCUUCUUCUCCUUUGCAUCUCCCUGUGCUGAGAAGGACCAAGUCCCAGUCUCAACCUCAGUCCCGUUCUCAACAGGUGAAGUUCUCAGAAGAUGUUGUGGAUAACGGAUAUUACGGAGAACUGGCGAUGCGACCUCCUCCAAUGAGUGAGAGGACACGUAGGCGGACCCAUCACAUGGAGGAAUCGCAGAGACGCCUUAGCCAUCACCGGCACAACCACAGACGCCGGCAGGGUCGGAAAACGUGCUCCGAAAACGCCCUCCACCUGUCGGUCAAAGAGCAAACAGAAGUGCACUAUGAAACUCAGAUAACUUCUAAUAUCUCAGAGCCCAGGAAAGGGAUUCUCCUGAACUCUCCUGGACAUAUGCCUUACCACCAGACCUCAUCCGACUACGCACUACAGAGCAUGGUCCGAGUGGACCAUUCUCAAGGCUUUUAUGAUGACGACGAAGAUGACUGGUGUUCCACAUGCUCCUCCUCAUCCUCAGAAUCUGAGGAAGAGGGAUUCUUCUUAGGCAAACCCAUUCCCAAACCCAGAUCCCAAAGUUUUCAUUAUUAUACCGAAGACUGCCAGACCCGUGUGACAGCAUUAUCACCUGUUUAUGGCUCACGGACCAAAUCUAAAAAACGGGGCCAUAAGGGCAAGAACUGCAUCAUUUCAUAAAUCUUUCAGGAUACUCAUAUGCCCAUAACCAACUAUUAGACAUGCUUGAGUCUCUGUGACUCUAUAUAGACACAGGCCACGAAGACCCGAAGAGUACAUAUUGGUCUCUAUAAAGUACAGUGCCACUACAAAGAGACAAUUCCACAUCCCCUUAAGUUUUUUUUAAACACCUCCCAUCCAAAUUGGGCUGGAUUUGUAGAACAUUGUAUGAAAUUAUGUAUAGCAAAAGCAUUGUUAGUAGCAUAGAGCCUAACUAAAAUUAUUUAAUAGAGCAAACAUUAAUGUAUAUUUGUUAAAUUAAGAUCGAAUUGAUAUUUUUUUAUAUCCCAAUGUGAAAAAUGAUUACCUAAACCUUUUCUGUUCUAUUAAAUGGUUAUUAAAGAGUUUAUUUCCUUCUUGCCAUUUUGCUAACCAGGGUUUUGGAAAACUGAAAGCGUUGUACUGUUCUUUCAUAUAAUGGCCUUGUCACAGCACGGUACCUUGCAAUUUAAGCAACUAUAUGUUCUCGUAUCUCUGUCAACAUGCUUGUCCCCUUUAGAUGAAUGGGAAAAGCACUCAUUUUGUUGUAUUGUAUACAUUUUACUACAGGUAAGCAUUCUGUUCAUUUUAAACAAUGUAAUAAAGAUUUAAUAAAUAUGCU